This is a messenger RNA of Scatophagus argus, 3691 nucleotides long. Its product is annotated as interferon regulatory factor 4-like. Gene Ontology annotation, cellular component: nucleus. Gene Ontology annotation, molecular function: DNA-binding transcription factor activity, RNA polymerase II-specific; RNA polymerase II cis-regulatory region sequence-specific DNA binding; protein binding. Lineage: Eukaryota; Metazoa; Chordata; Actinopteri; Scatophagidae. The transcript has 9 exons. Bases 357 to 1712 code for a protein of 451 amino acids. Gene Ontology annotation, biological process: regulation of transcription by RNA polymerase II; immune system process. The record is from RefSeq and is a predicted model, not a curated record.
GGACAACUUUGUAGCUGCUUUUCGUAAAGCUUUAUCGUUUCAAAGAAUUGUUUUCGUCUCCGUCCCAUGAUUUUCCACAUGUGCGGGUGUGUGGCGCUUCUGACUGACGCCGACAGGGUUUCCCCCGUUGUCUUACUGGAGAUCUGCCGCUGCGUGCGCGCUGAUAAGCUUCGCAGGAGCGGAGCGGGCGGGCGGCAGCAGCAGCAGCAGGUGCGUCCUCCUCAGCAUCCCGCGGCGAGUCUCCGCCCUCCCGCUGCUCGCUAUAGGCUGGAGGAUUUAAGCGGGCCCGCCGUAAUGAUGAGGGCUUUCUGAGACUGAUUGAUUUCAAAACUUGACGGGUUUCGAGUUUCGCAGAGAUGAACCCAGACUUGGAUUACGGAGGCUCCGGGAGCAGCGGGAACGGAAAGCUGCGCCAGUGGCUCAUCGAGCAGGUGGACUGCGGCAAAUAUCCCGGACUGGUGUGGGAGAACGACGAGAAGACCAUCUUCAGGAUACCGUGGAAACACGCCGGGAAGCAGGACUACAACCGGGAUGAGGAUGCCGCGCUUUUCAAGGCUUGGGCGCUCUUUAAAGGCAAGUUUCGGGAGGGGAUCGACAAGCCGGACCCGCCGACCUGGAAGACGCGCCUCCGCUGCGCCCUCAACAAGAGCAACGACUUCGAGGAGCUCGUGGAGAGAAGCCAGCUGGACAUCUCAGACCCGUACAAAGUGUACCGCAUCGUCCCCGAGGGCGCCAAGAAAAGACCCCGACAGGAAGACAGUCCUCUGAGUCCAAUGACUUAUCAGGUGCACUCCUCCUAUCCUGCCCUGCAGAGUCAGAUAUCACCAUACAUGGCCACAUCAGAAUGCAGCUGGAGGGAUUACUGUCAGGAGCCGACCCCCCUGCCCGAGCUGCCCUUCUCUCAGUGUCCCUGUCCUCCCCGCAGCCUGCCGUGGCAGGGCCCGUCCAUGGAGAACGGCUACCAGCUCAGAGCCUCCAUUUACUCGUACGGCCCCGCCGAUAGCCAGCCCUCGCCGUUUACAAUGGACGCCAGCAUCAGAUCUGCAGAGGCGCUCUCAGACUUCCGCCUGCAUGUGUCCGUAUAUUUCCGAGACAGCCUGGUGAGGGAGGUGACCACAUCCAGUCCGGAGGGGUGCCACAUCACUCCGUGCUCCCCAGAGGAGAAGCACUACCUGCAGCCUGGAGGUCCUGAGGUGAUCCCUCUGCCUGUGGAAAGUCUCCCAGCCCAGAGGAGGGCAGACGAGUGUCCCUCCAGUCCCUCGUCCUCCCUGGACAGGGGAGUGUUGCUGUGGAUGGGCCCAGACGGACUCUACGCUCGGAGGCUGUGUCAGAGCAGAGUGUACUGGCAUGGCGGACUGUCCCAGUAUGGAGACAAGCCCAACAAACUGGAGAGAGAGGUCAACUGUAAACUCCUCCACACUCAGGACUACCUUACAGAGAUCCAGAGUUGCGGUUUCCACGGUCGGCCGCCCCCUCGUUUCCAGGUCCAGCUGAAUUUUGGAGACGAGUAUCUGGACCCGCAGAGACAAAGACGGACCCUCACUGUCCAGGUGGAGCCGCUGCUCGCCAGGCAGCUCCUGUUCUACACCCAGCAGAUGAGCGGCCACUACCUCCGCAGCUACGAGCACCCAGGAGUCCCGGACCACAUAAACCCCUCUGAGGACUUCCAGAGGGCCAUCACACACCACCACAGCAGCAGCCUGCAGGAGUGACCUCGCUGUUUUAAGUGACUGUUGAAAACUUCGAGGUGUACCGGCAGCCUUCACACAGCAGAGCAGGAAACUCUGAGGACAAACCUGGACAGUGUUGAACAUUGAGUGAUGGACAUUUAGUGUGUGUGUGUGUGUGUGUGUGUGUGUGUGUGCUUGUGUGUGUGUGGCUGGAACCAAAGUUGUAGUGUUGUUUUUCUUCCUUGCUGUAUUUUUAGGGUAGCAUAAAUAUUUUCAUAGCUGACUAUAUAAAGAGAACUGACAGCUUAGGUGAUUGUACUGUAAUAAGUUGUGAAGGGAAUUUCGCCAAAGACAUUUUCAGGGAUAUGCUCAUUUACUUUCUUUCUAACCCUCGCAGAGAAUCGCCAAGAAAACUGAUGCCUUUUUCAAGUUUGUACUGCAAAUGUGGGGCUGGAGCCAGCAGAUGGUUAGCGUAGCUUAGCAUAAAGGCUUAGCAUAAAAUUCAUCCUGGACCUGAAGUUGUGAUACUUCGGUGAUUCAUUCAGGGUUUUGUUUUAUAAAUUUAUUGUUCAUUUCGUGGGAGGGUUUGAGAAAGAAAGGGCAAAGACACAAGACAGAAGGAGGAGAGUACAGAGAAAACAUUUUCAUUGUUUAAACUUGUUGGUUUAAUAAAAAAGAAAAAUUCUCAAUUAAUAAUCUGUGAUCUGUUUUUAUCAGCUUUAAAAAGAAAUAUUUUGUACGAGUUGUGCUGAGUUUUUAAAUGAGAUGACGCGUUUAAAGUAGCCAAAUUUUUCUGGCAAGCGGUUAAGCUACAAAUUUCUAAAAAACAACAGCUUUUUUCUGUUUUUGGAGCGAGUGGCGAGCAGUUUGAGUGGAGCGGCUGAAAUCUGGGAAAGCUCUGGUUGGGGGUGACACAGCUAGCCUGGUUAGCUCCCCUCUAAAGGUGACAGAAUCUUCCCGCGAGCCCCUCUGAAGCUGAGUUUAGCUCGUUAUACUGAAGCACAAUGACAAGACAACAUUUUUGGAGGGUUUGCGAGCCUGACUUUUGCUUAGCCAUGCUGAUAAUUUGCUGAAGACUCCUCCAGCUACCAGGAAGUAGACUGGCACAAAACUAAUCCCUAAACCUUAAAAGUGUCAUUUCGGUCAGUUGUUUAAUCUGUGCAAAACCCUGCAGGUUAUUUACAUGUGGAAUAAGCCAGGUGAGCUGUUCUCAUUGUAGCCUUUAUGCUAAGCUACGUAGCCUCAUAUUAGCUGUAAAGAUGUGUGAGUGGUAUGGAUUUUGUCAUUUAACUCUUCCUCUGAAUGAUUUUGUUGCCACGAGAUGCUAUCAACACCACUGAACAAACGAUGACUGAAGUUCUGUGUCUGCGUGUGAAACUCUCAGGGAGCUAAUUUUACAUAAGCUUGUUUAAUUCACUUUUUGUAUUGCAUGAUAAGAUUUUACAUUUUAACGUUGAAUCAGACUUGGACUGAGUUUUGAGGGUUUUUUUUGUUUUGUUUUUUUUGCCUUGAACAAACGAGCACAUUUCUGUUCUGAAUAAAACAAUAAAAAGGUGAAGUGCAAAGAGAGACAACCUCUGUUGUUCACUGUGUGAGCUCCACGGGUAAUGUCAGCCGUGUGUGUGUGUGUGUGUGUGUGUGUGUCUGAACAGGAAGUGCGGUUCACAUACAGGAUGAGGCUGGUUAAUCAAACACUUCAUUAUCACAAACAGUGUGCUGACAUCACGAGGGGAGGAGAGAGAGAGAGGAAGAGGUCGGCCACGUUUUCCGAGCCGAGCUGGGGAGAAAGUCUUCCUGGCUUCUGCUGACAGAUUCAAGUCUGUUUCCACUUCCAUGGAAAACAUCACAAAAAACCCACAAAUACAUUUGUCACCCGCCGCAGAAUUAUUUACAGGAAGAGCGAGGAAGAUGUCACGGCUCGAUAAGAUUGUGUGUGACAAACAAUUCGGUGGUUUUACUUUGAAAGUCACAGCCUGAUGCUGCCUGCUCACACACUUUGAAAUCAGUCACAUCAGAGCUGC